GUUGAGCUAGAACUGCUAAUUGGACGCAGAAGCGGCGGGAAUCAGAAAAUAUUGAACCCUCGAAAUGGUUGAACGAAUUGAAGACCUAAAUUUGCCGAAUACGGCGGUGACACGAUUGAUCAAAGAAGCUGUUCCGCCGGAGGUGAAAGUAUCUGCCGAGUGUCGUUUGGCGAUUGCCCGUGCGACAUCCGUUUUCAUUCUGUACCUUACCGCAGCUGCUACCACAGCAGCGCAGCGGAAGAAUCACAAAUCUCUGACUGCCGAUCAUGUCUUCGGAGGACUGGAGGAAAUAGAAUUCGAAAGUUUCAUACAGCCCUUGAAGAACGAAUUGGAAACCUACAGGAAGAUGAUUAAAUCCAAAAAAGAGAAAAAGAUACCGAAGCCUGACAACGAUACAACAGUUGAGGGGGCAGUAAUUGAUCUGGAAAAUUUGGCAGAACAGCCUUCAAAUGAACAGACGGUACAAGCUGAGGUGUUAGAAUAAACACAUCUUUUUCGAAUAAUAAAUUUGAUUAU
Messenger RNA from Anopheles cruzii, 516 nucleotides. It is a transcript of the gene Chrac-14, whose product is annotated as DNA polymerase epsilon subunit 3. The transcript has 2 exons. Bases 65 to 484 code for a protein of 139 amino acids. Gene Ontology annotation, molecular function: chromatin DNA binding; protein heterodimerization activity. Gene Ontology annotation, cellular component: CHRAC; epsilon DNA polymerase complex. The record is from RefSeq and is a predicted model, not a curated record. Gene Ontology annotation, biological process: heterochromatin formation; DNA damage response; leading strand elongation. NCBI's taxonomy places the organism in Eukaryota, Metazoa, Arthropoda, Insecta, Diptera, Culicidae.